This is a messenger RNA of Cucumis melo (muskmelon), 2429 nucleotides long. RefSeq names its product vacuolar cation/proton exchanger 3-like. The record is from RefSeq and is a predicted model, not a curated record. Gene Ontology annotation, cellular component: plant-type vacuole membrane. The coding region runs from base 756 to 2129 and encodes 457 amino acids. Gene Ontology annotation, molecular function: calcium:proton antiporter activity. The transcript has 13 exons. NCBI's taxonomy places the organism in Eukaryota, Viridiplantae, Streptophyta, Magnoliopsida, Cucurbitales, Cucurbitaceae. Gene Ontology annotation, biological process: calcium ion transmembrane transport; intracellular calcium ion homeostasis.
GUGUGUGAUAUGUGAAAGAGAAUUUCAAAUUUCAAAGUGUAACGUAAAAUGGGAAAGUCAGUUGUUCCGGUGGGAGUGGGGCUGUUGCCUGAUGUUGCUGCUCAACCAAAGUCUUCUCCAAUUGAAACGGACGAAAGGCAACAGAAAGUGACAACUUUUCUGACUCUUUAACAUUAGAUAUUUCUUCAUCUUUAAAUUUUUUUUUUUAGAAAAAAAACCAUUUCCCAAUUACCAAAAAUUUCCAAAAGGAUUUGUUUUUCUCUUUCAUUUCUUUGCUUUAAUGCCGUUUCUAUGUCAAAUUUUAGAAACCCAUUUUUCUCUUCCCACGAAAUAGGAAUAAAAAUAGCGACAAUGGUGGGAUGCGUUGCGAUGUGGCCGUGUAAGGAACGUGUGUGUUUUUCAACCUUCAUUAUUUCUUUUUUUUUUUUCUAUCAAUCAUCAAUUCAUAACCAACAUAUUCAACUUUCCUCCACCGUCCCUCUUUUGAUUAUGAAACCAGAAUAUCUCGAGCAUUGACCCAAUCUUCUCUCUCCUUCUUUUACAUUUUGCAAGAAAUUUUGCCUUGUUUUCUUCAAUUUAUUCAACCCAUUGAAGAUUGAGGAACCAUUGUUUCAACCCAUCUCUCCAAAGAUAUUAAUUGACAGUGAUUUGAAAAAAAAAAAAAAAAAACAACUUACGGUGGAAGAAAUUUGUUGCGCUGUAUUCUCAUGUCUGGUGAUGGAAAUUUGGCUGCCGUUGUGCCCUAACGUUAUUUCAUGGAUGGAUUUAGGAGUAACGACAACAAACAAGGCGUUGAAAGGCAUUCCCGCACCGAGAUGGGGUCGUUAGGGGAGAAAACUAUACUGGAAUUUGAAGAUGAGAGCCUUGUUAGUCCAGUAUCAUUAAAUAGAAAGAACUUUUCGAUUGAGGGAUCUAUCCAUAGUUCUCCCUUGGGUGGUGGUUCGCAGAAACUUUGUUGCAGUAACAUGAAGAACAGGGUAUUUGGCAGCAUUAAGAUUGUCGUUUUCUCGGCUAAAAUAAACCUUCUCAUGCCUUUUGGCCCUUUAGCAAUAAUAGUCAGCACCUUGUCUGGUCACCAUGGUUGGGUCUUCCUUUUAAGCUUGUUGGGGAUCAUACCUCUUGCUGAGCGUUUGGGCUAUGCAACUGAACAACUGGCAUGCUAUACUGGAGCCACAGUUGGAGGUCUUCUGAAUGCUACUUUUGGAAAUGCCACAGAAUUGAUAAUAUCAAUAUAUGCAUUGCGAAGAGGAAUGAUACGUGUUGUUCAACAGUCAUUAUUAGGUUCAAUUUUGUCUAAUAUGUUAUUAGUUCUUGGAUGUGCAUUCUUUGCUGGUGGAAUUGUGGUUUCUAAGAGAGAGCAGGUUUUUAGUAAGGCAGCUGCUACAGUGAAUUCUGGAUUGCUGUUAAUGGCGGUAAUGGGACUUCUAUUUCCUGCUGUCCUUCGUUCUACACACACAGAGUUGCACUCUGGAAAGUCAGAGCUGGCUCUUUCAAGAUUUAGUAGCGGCAUUAUGUUGGUGGCAUAUGCUGCCUAUCUUGUUUUUCAGUUGAAAAGUGAUAAGAACUUAUAUCUCCCAGUCGAUGAGGUGGAUAAUGAAGGGAGUUCUGAUGAUGAAGAAGCUCCUGAGAUUUCUAUGUGGGAAUCAAUUGUUUGGCUGUCAAUCUUGACCAUAUGGAUCUCUGUCCUCUCCGAAUACUUAGUUAAUGCAAUCGAGGGGGCAUCGGUUGCAAUGAACAUACCUGUAGCAUUCAUCAGUGUUAUUCUGCUACCUAUUGUUGGGAAUGCUGCUGAGCAUGCAGGUGCCAUCAUGUUUGCCAUGAAAGAUAAGCUUGACAUUUCUUUGGGUGUUGCUAUAGGAUCAUCGACACAGAUAUCUAUGUUUGGGAUUCCCUUUUGUGUGGUCAUUGGUUGGAUCAUGGGAUGUCCGAUGGACUUGAAUUUUCAACUUUUUGAAACCGCAACGCUUUUCAUCACAGUCAUUGUCGUGGCCUUCAUGUUGCAGGAUGGAACUUCAAAUUACCUCAAAGGACUAAUGCUUAUUCUCUGCUACCUGAUAGUAGCUGCAAGUUUCUUUGUACAUAUUGAUCCAGCAUCAGUUGGAGACAAAACCCGAAAACCUGGUGUAUGAAAGGCAAGGGAUGGCUCAAGGUAGUGAAUCUGCCUGCACUACUGUUCUCCAAAAGAUGGGAUCGACCAAAGCUCGUGGUUCACUCCAUUUCUGUAUAGUUCUGAAGUCCGUUCAGAAAUCAUUUUUCCAUGUUUCGUGACAACCAAUGGCAAUAGAUGUUUCCUUGAUUCUUGUAGUCGUUGGUGCUGAUCUUGUUUUAUCAUUGAAAGCUUUGGCAAAUACUCAGAAUUUAGCAACUAGGAAUGCUAGAUAUCAACAAAAAAAAAGUAUUAUUAUAUUGAUUUAUUAUUCUUAGGGUAA